GUUCCUGGUAUUCUGAAGAGGGACAUCACACAGAAGGGGUAUGAGAAGAAGAGAGCAAAGCUGCUGGCUCCGUAUGUCCCACAAACCCAAGGGGUUGAUCCAGCGUUACAGAAGGAAUCCAGAACUCAGAUGCCUGUUCCAUCUGCAACUCCAGCCUCAGCAUCGUCGUCAUCCUCAUCCAAAUUUCACCGAGCUCGCUCAGGGGGAGCCAGAGAUGAACGCUAUCGAUCUGAUAUCCACACAGAAGCAGUUCAAGCAGCACUGGCAAAACACAAAGAACAGAAGAUGGCUCUGCCCAUGCCAACAAAAAGACGGUCUACAUUUGUUCAGUCUCCAGCUGAUGCCUGCACUCCCCCAGACACGUCUUCUGCAUCCGAGGAUGAGGGGUCACUAAGGCGCCAAGCUGCUCUUUCUGCUGCAUUGCAUCAGAGCUUACAGAAUGCUGAGUCUUGGAUCAACCGAUCUAUUCAGGGGUCAUCCACAUCUUCAUCAGCAUCUUCUACUCUAUCCCAUGGAGAAGGCAAAGGGACCAGUGGGUCACUAGCUGAUGUAUUUGCCAAUACUCGAAUAGAAAAUUUCUCAGUUCCCCCAGAUGUCACAGCAACUACCUCCUCUUCCUCAGCACGCCCAGCAGCGAUUGAUCUUCCUCCUUCAGGGAUCGUGAAAGGCAUGCACAAGGGAUCUAAUCGGUCUAGUCUCAUGGAUACUGCUGAUGGUGUUCCUGUGAGUAGUAGAGUCUCCACGAAAAUUCAGCAGUUGCUUAACACCUUGAAAAGACCUAAAAGGCCACCCCUGAAAGAAUUUUUUGUGGAUGAUUUUGAAGAAAUUGUGGAAGUUCCACAGCCUGACCCAAAUCAACCUAAGCCAGAAGGACGCCAGAUGACACCUGUGAAAGGAGAGCCACUGGGAGUUGUUUGUAACUGGCCUCCUGCCUUAGAAGCAGCACUGCAGCGCUGGGGAACCACGCAGGCUAAAUGCCCCUGUCUGACAGCACUGGAUGUUACAGGAAAACCAGUUUAUACCCUCACAUAUGGCAAACUGUGGAGCAGAAGUCUCAAGCUGGCCUACACACUGCUUAAUAAACUGGGGACCAAAAAUGAACCCGUGUUAAAACCUGGAGAUAGGGUAGCCCUUGUUUAUCCCAACAAUGAUCCAGUCAUGUUUAUGGUGGCGUUUUACGGCUGUCUUCUAGCAGAAGUCAUACCAGUGCCUAUAGAGGUACCUCUUACCAGAAAGGAUGCUGGCGGUCAGCAGAUUGGUUUCCUACUGGGCAGCUGUGGCAUUGCUUUGGCCCUCACCACUGAAGUUUGUCUGAAAGGGCUUCCAAAAACCCAAAACGGAGAAAUUGUGCAGUUUAAAGGUUGGCCCAGACUCAAAUGGGUUGUGACAGAUUCAAAAUAUCUCUCCAAAUCCCCUAAGGACUGGCAGCCCAACAUCUCAGCUGCAGGAACUGAGCCAGCAUAUAUUGAGUACAAGACUAGCAAAGAGGGCAGCGUGAUGGGUGUUACGGUGUCUCGAAUUGCCAUGCUCUCUCACUGUCAAGCCUUGUCGCAGGCCUGCAACUAUUCUGAAGGUGAAACGAUAGUGAAUGUGUUGGAUUUUAAGAAGGAUGCAGGGCUGUGGCAUGGUAUACUAACGAAUGUAAUGAACAAAUUGCAUACUAUCAGUGUGCCCUAUUCUGUGAUGAAAACCUGCCCACUCUCAUGGGUGCAGAGAGUUCAUGCGCACAAAGCAAAAGUUGCUUUAGUGAAGUGUCGAGACUUGCACUGGGCCAUGAUGGCCCAUCGAGACCAAAGAGAUGUCAGUUUGAGUUCUCUACGGAUGCUGAUUGUAACUGAUGGUGCAAAUCCCUGGUCUGUUUCCUCAUGUGAUGCCUUCCUGAGUUUGUUUCAGAGCCAUGGACUUAAACCAGAGGCAAUUUGUCCUUGUGCCACAUCUCCUGAAGCAAUGACUAUUGCAAUACGGAGGCCUGGGGUCCCUGGAGCACCUUUGCCUGGAAGAGCCAUCCUGUCCAUGAACGGGCUGAGUUUUGGUGUGAUUCGCGUCAACACUGAAGAUAAAAACUCUGCUCUCACUGUCCAGGAUGUUGGCCAUGUGAUGCCAGGAGGAAUGAUGUGUAUAGUGAAACCUGAUGGACCCCCUCAGCUCUGUAAAACGGAUGAGAUUGGUGAAAUCUGCGUUAGCUCCAGAGCAGGAGGAAUGAUGUAUUAUGGGCUGGCAGGGGUGACAAAGAACACGUUUGAGGUUAUCCCUGUGAACUCAGCUGGCUCUCCAGUAGGUGAUGUGCCAUUCGUCCGUUCAGGCUUGCUGGGGUUUGUUGGACCUGGUAGUUUGGUGUUUGUGGUUGGAAAAAUGGAUGGAUUGCUGACAGUUAGUGGACGUAGACACAAUGCUGACGACAUUGUAGCGACUGGAUUGGCAGUAGAGUCAAUAAAAACAGUUUACAGAGGAAGAAUUGCUGUGUUCUCAGUAUCUGUGUUCUAUGAUGAGAGGAUUGUGGUGGUUGCAGAGCAGAGGCCAGAUGCAUCUGAAGAGGACAGUUUUCAGUGGAUGAGUCGAGUGCUGCAGGCAAUCGACAGCAUUCACCAAGUGGGCGUAUAUUGCCUUGCUCUUGUGCCAGCCAAUACAUUGCCAAAAACUCCAUUGGGAGGGAUCCAUAUCUCUCAAACUAAGCAGCACUUUCUGGAGGGCUCUCUGCAUCCAUGCAACAUCCUCAUGUGCCCACACACGUGUGUGACGAACUUGCCAAAACCCAGGCAGAAGCAACCAGGUGUUGGCCCUGCCUCUGUGAUGGUAGGGAACCUGGUCGCUGGGAAGCGUAUUGCUCAAGCUUCUGGAAGAGAUCUUGGUCAAAUAGAAGACAAUGACUUAGUUAAAAAGCACCAAUUCCUGACGGAGGUGCUACAGUGGAGAGCUCAAGCAACUCCUGACCACCCACUCUUCCUGUUAUUAAAUGCCAAGGGAACCACUGUGUGUACAGCCACCUGCCUUCAGCUGCACAAAAAAGCUGAGCGAAUUGCAUCAAUUCUGUACGACAAAGGACAUCUCAAUGCAGGAGACAAUGUGGUGCUUCUUUAUCCUCCUGGCAUUGAGCUAAUCACCGCGUUCUAUGGCUGUUUGUAUGCUGGCUGCAUCCCUGUGACCGUGAGACCACCUCAUGCUCAGAGCCUCACUGCUACUCUGCCCACUGUGCGAAUGAUCGUGGAAGUCAGCAAAGCUGCCUGUAUUCUCACAACCCAGACCUUAAUGAAACUACUGAAAUCCAGAGAGGCAGCUGCUGCUGUAGAUGUGAAAACUUGGCCAACCAUCAUUGACACAGAUGACUUGCCCAGGAAGCGACUGUCUCAAAUCUAUAAACCACCUACGCCUGAAAUGUUAGCAUAUCUAGAUUUCAGUGUUUCCACAACAGGCAUGCUUACAGGAGUAAAGAUGUCCCAUGCUGCAGUGAGUGGUCUUUGCAGAGCAAUUAAGCUUCAGUGUGAGCUGUACUCCUCUCGGCAGAUUGCAAUUUGUCUCGACCCCUAUUGUGGACUUGGUUUUGUGCUCUGGUGCCUUUGCAGUGUGUAUUCUGGUCACCAGUCGAUCUUAAUUCCUCCUAUGGAGCUGGAAUCCAAUCUUUUCCUCUGGUUAUCUACUGUGAGCCAGUAUAAAAUAAGGGACACUUUCUGUUCCUAUUCAGUUAUGGAACUGUGCACAAAGGGACUUGGAAACCAGGUUGAAAUGUUAAAGGCGCGUGGAAUUAAUCUGUCCUGUGUCCGGACUUGUGUGGUAGUUGCAGAGGAACGGCCACGAGUUUCUCUGACUCAUUCCUUCUCAAAACUCUUCAAAGACAUUGGCUUGUCAUCUCGUGCUGUAAGCACCACCUUCGGAUCAAGAGUCAAUGUUGCUAUCUGUUUACAGGGAACAUCUGGGCCUGAUCCCACCACGGUGUAUGUAGAUCUGAAAUCCUUGAGACAUGACAGAGUACGCUUAGUGGAAAGGGGAGCGCCACAAAGCCUGCUACUUUCAGAAUCCGGGAAGAUUUUACCUGGAGUCAAAGUAGUCAUUGUUAAUCCUGAGACAAAGGGGCCUCUUGGUGAUUCUCAUCUUGGGGAGAUUUGGGUAAAUAGUCCACACACAGCCAGUGGCUACUAUACUAUCUAUGAUAAUGAAACCCUUCAAGCUGAUCAUUUCAACACUCGUCUAAGCUUUGGUGAUGCUGCUCAAACACUUUGGGCUCGGACUGGAUACCUUGGUUUUGUUCGUCGAACAGAGCUUACAGCUGCCAGUGGAGAGCGUCAUGAUGCACUGUAUGUUGUUGGGGCACUGGAUGAAACUUUGGAACUGCGAGGGCUGCGUUACCAUCCGAUUGACAUAGAGACUUCUGUGUCUCGAACGCACAGAAGCAUUGCUGAAUGUGCUGUAUUCACCUGGACCAACUUGCUUGUGGUUGUUGUGGAGUUGUGUGGCUGUGAACAAGAAGCUCUGGAUUUAGUUCCUCUAGUUACAAACGUGGUGCUGGAAGAACAUUAUCUAAUUGUGGGAGUGGUGGUAGUAGUGGAUCCAGGAGUCAUUCCUAUCAAUUCCAGAGGAGAGAAACAACGAAUGCAUCUCCGUGACAGUUUUCUAGCUGAUCAGUUAGACCCCAUAUAUGUAGCCUAUAACAUGUAACAUGUAUGGGGGGGGGAAAGAUGUUUAGAAACUUUGCGGGACCACCAAGUGACAAAGGGUGUCUAUAGAAUGAAGCUGGUGAAAAUUACUAAUACUUGAUAUAAAGUUUGAGAUUGCUGCCAUAUUCCCUUCAUCUCAUCCUGUGGUAUUAAGAUCACAUUAAUUACCAAGGGACAAAAGGAAAUGUGGUAGACAAUGGAAAACAUUUGUAACAGUUUACUGAAAUAUUAGCUUUAUAGAAAAUGCAAAGUUGACAAAUGUGUGAGCUACAAAAUUCCUAAGGCCUUUACAGUAGUGUUACUUUUUUCAUCUGUUGUACAUAUUUGUAUUUUUAUCUAAUACUGUUCUAGGAUUCUAUAAGGGGAGGGCUUAUUUAGUUAAGAAAAACUAUUAAGAGGAGGGUCAUCAGAAUUCUGCAGUUCCCUACUAUAUAAUGUACUUUGCAUCUGUAAUGUAGCUAUUUGUUCCAUGGGAUCACACAGCUUAUUUAAAAUUGUGCCAUGACCAAAUCAAUAACUUACGGAAUCUAAGAGUUACUUAUUCAUAUAGAUAUUUCUUGAAUUUAAAAAGAAUUUUGCCUAUAUUUUAAAUAUGUAAAUAUUAUUAUACAUAAUUCACUUAGAAAAUUGACUUGGAUAAUGAUGACAGCUGAAGGUAGAAAUUUUUAAGGACAGUAACUUUUGUGGUCCUUAGCAUAAUUACAUUUGGUUAGACAACUAAUGUGAGAUACACAAAUCUUGCACAAGUUUUCUUAAUUCAGUAUGUAGUCUUUCGUUGCUGGCCAGAAGUGUGUCAUAGCACGUAGAAACCUAUUUUUUUAAGGCACAUCUUUCUAAAAGAGGCUGAAAUGUUUAAAUGGUAACGUGAAAUCUGGCAGAAAUUGCAGUGCAAGUCCAAAAUGCUUAACAGAAAUUGAUGCAUCUGGGUGACAGCCUCUGCCUCCACCCUCUAUAAUGCCUUGUAUUUAAAGGGGGGGAGAAAAAUCCUGUAGAUUGUUACACAGUUAAAUUUGCUGUUUGUGUGCAAUUCAGUCAUUGUUUGAUUCUGUGCCCCGUAGGCACAAGAAGAAAUAAUGUAGAUGGGCUUUAAUGUUAGCUGGGAGACACCCAGAUUUCCUUGAAACAUUGCCUAGAAAAAAAUAUAUGUCUUGGUUUUGGGUUGAAUGCAAUUUUUCCUUACAGUAGGAGGCACAAAAAUGAGAUAGAGCAGUUCUAGCAAAUACAUGGCCAAAUAACUUCAGGUAAACUAAGAUCCCAGCAUUCAAAAUACUGUGUCAGUUCUCACAUUAAUAAGUGUAAAAAAACCAAACAAACAAACAAAAAAAACCCUUAGAGUCUAAGUACAAGCUCUUGCUGUUAGGAAGCUGUUGCACACUGGGCUGAGGGAGAGAAAAUGUUUCAGCUUUGACUGAGAAUUACUUUUCUUUGCUGUAAUCCUUAAUAAUCUUUUAAGAACAAUUAAAUUCGUAAAGGUGUUGAGAAAAUAUGAUUUUGGAAGCAAUGAAAGCUGAUACCAGAUACUGCAACAGGUUUUUUUGAGUCAAAUAUGGUAUAUAGUGUAAAUAAACUUGUUAUUAAAAUGUUCUACAUUACCUCAUUCAAAGUUUGUAGGCAGUUUUUAAAAGGUUUAUAGUAUAAACUCUGAAGAUCCUGUUGCAGUUAUCAGAGCAGCACCCAAUAUAUCUGUAGGCAAAUCAGAGUUUUGUACUUGAAAAACUCCUGAUGCAAUCUGUUAGCUCUUCACUGAGGGCAGGAGUAUCAAAAUUUUGAUAGAAAGUUCUGAAUGGUAUUUUAAGAAAUGUUUUAGGGGUGGGGGGAAUAGGUUUAGAAACUGCCAGUUAUUAUGGCAAGUCUAAAGUUGUUGCAAACACUUCUGUUUACAAGUGCAUAUUUAUGAACAAUUUCUUUUUCUGUAUCAACCCCUGUAACAAGACAACAUUGUAGGUGCUAUUUGCAUGGUAUCCUGCUGCUGCAUAGGCGUAAACAGUUGUCCUGUUAGCAGUAGGACAAUACUUGAUUUUGUAUCUGUGCCCUAAAAUACCUGGGUAUGAAGCUUUUAAUAUAUUAAGCUUUAACAGAUUGGCCACAAAAUGAGGAAAGUGACAGGUUGUAACUCUGACUAAUACAGUUGGUACUGUAACUUAAGGUGUAGAGAGCACAAAAAACGAUCUCCCUUUUCAGCCAGCAAAGUGAGAGACUCUCCUUUUUGUUAUACACCACUUUCUUUUGAAUUUUUUUUCUUGCACAGUAAAACAACUUGCAGUUCAGCUUCACUUCAUUGUUGCACAUUUCAGAAAAACGUCUUAACUUCUCUCUUAUUCAAAUUAAUGCUUUUAGCUAAAUUGUUUCAACAAUUUAAAGCAUUUGUCCAUUUAAAUGGAUUUUAAGUACAAUUCUAGGAUUGUCUUUUUUACUUGCCAUUUUUCAGAAAUAAAAUAAAUGCAUAUAUUAAAUCAAAGAUUCCCAAUAUGUGGCAGAUUGACUUUCUAAAAUAGCAUUUUUGAAUGGUAUACUCCUCCUUUUUCCUUGUUUUUUUUUUGUAUGGCUAGAAAUCAAUAGUUUGUUAUGGUUUGUGGUUUUUUUAUCUUGCAACCUUAGUUUGUGAUCUUAAUCAAUCUUUUUCUGGUACGUUACAUUUCUCUGUUAGAGAAUUGUAAUUUACAGUCCUCCCUUUAUAAUGACAUAACAUUCCACUCUUGGUUGCCAGUAAGUGGCCUAUUAGAGGCUGGCCAGUUUUGAUUUCAUUGAAUGCUUUUGUCCAUGUCUUGUUUUUUGUCCAUGUCCAGGAAGUAUGGAGCUGAGAAUCUGGAAAUCCUGAUUUUUAACUCCAGCUCUGCUAAUGACUUGCCACAAGGCCUUCAACAGGUCAUUUCACUCCUUCAGUUCCCUCAUCUGUAGAUGAGGAUAUUAUCUAAUCCUUACAACAUCCCUGUGAGGUAACUAACUGUACAGCACUAAGUGCUAAGUAUUAUUCAUUGCUAGCCUCUUUGAGGCUGGGGACAGUUUGUUCUUCCAAACCGAUAAAUGAUUAUUUGGUUGUCUUGGGAGGGCUGUCAAGAUAUGUGACCAAUUCACUUUAAGGCAGUUGCUUGGUGUGACAGGGAAAGCAUUCCAUGUGUGAACGAAUGGCGACAUUCAACUUCAGAAAUUUGGUAGGACCACUGAAAGUUCUGAGGUUGUAUGUUCCUGUUCAGAGUUGAAUUCUUUUUUCGUAACUGCUGAAUCCAGUGUUGAGUCCAACGAAGCAGACUCUUUCAGACUGAUGUUCAGCUCUCCAUGCCAGUUUAACUUUGCAAUUUAUCCAAUUGCAGAAGACAAAUUAUUUCCUACUGUCGUCCAUCUGAUUCCAAGCUAACAGCUGCAAUGAAACUUAACAACUAGGAAUUUUUACCACUUUGAACUAAAAGAUUUUUGUAUGUCUUAUCGUUUCUGAAUAUUCCCUAAGCAAAAUUUGUGGGUACAGGUAAUUUGAAGUCCUGUUUUGUUAACAUUUGCACUGCAUUUCUCAUUCAAAUAAGUGUAAUUAAGAUGUGUCAUAUUAACUGUCCUGAAAAUAAGGUUGUUAAAUUUAAGCCCUGAAUGCAUUUUUCUUUAAUUCCUGUCAACCUAUUUACCAUGGUCAAAUUCAGACUACAGCAUUAUGUAAUUAUGUAUAAAGUUUUUAUUUAUUUGAAAUUAGAUUAGAUAUACGUUUUUAAAUUUAACAUCUGGCUGGACAGUGUUCCAUUAACGCAUUGAUUGUGUUUCCUUUGUCUUGUGUUAAUAAAUAUUGAUGCCUGAUUGCUUGCUUUA
Struthio camelus australis is the source of this 8441-nucleotide messenger RNA. Lineage: Eukaryota; Metazoa; Chordata; Aves; Struthioniformes; Struthionidae. The record is from RefSeq and is a predicted model, not a curated record.